Messenger RNA from Ornithodoros turicata, 1643 nucleotides. RefSeq lists its product as uncharacterized. Lineage: Eukaryota; Metazoa; Arthropoda; Arachnida; Ixodida; Argasidae. Bases 561 to 1538 code for a protein of 325 amino acids. The transcript has 12 exons. The record is from RefSeq and is a predicted model, not a curated record.
CGGAACCGUUGCUGAGCAAAGAGCUGGAAGAAAGCACCUGCUGCUCGUGCACAGGCACUAGGCACGCUCUAGGCACAAGCACCGGCGGAAGAACAGCUCCGAAUAUCGCAGCGCACUCGACGUAAUCGUCAUUUCAUCCUAGGUCGUCCCAUCAACCAAGGUGCAAAAAUGACUGAGAUGUCGAGCAUGUCGAGCAUGUCUAGCAUGUCGGGUAUGUCUGAGGUGUCGACGAUGGGUGGAGGCACGACAGGCGCGACGACGACCGGGAUAGGAAGAAGAAAGCUAUCAUUGCGGUUGCUUUCCUGUGCCUGCUCCUGAUCGGAUGCCUCGGAAUCGUAGCUGUGUCGGGCGCUCUCGGAGGAGGAGGCGGCGGUGAUGGUGAUGAUGACGAUGACGGGCUUGCAACAGAUUCGUAUAACCCAGAUCUACCACCGGCUCCAACGACAACGACAACAACAACGACAACGACAACGACGACGACAACGACAACGACAACAACAACAACGACCACGACGCCGCCCCCACUACCCAACCUCUGCACUUUGGGCAACAGAGCAGCGAUGGCAUAUCAUUACCCGCAAGACGGGCUAUGCGAUUUCAUUUUUUUCACGCAUGUAACCUGCCAAGACAUGUCGGAUCCUAUUCGGGGAAUGUUCGAAAAACCUUUCAGUGUCUUCCAGAAUGUGGCGCCCAACUUCCGACGUUCACGUAUGGGGAUCUCAUUUGAACAAAGGUAUGCCGCACUUUGUUACGGCGAGCUGCAGAAGCCUCGUGGCACUGCCCAGUUGCGAGGUCUGCUCAACAGAAAUAUCCUGAAUUACGGCCUACUGGCAGUCACGGGAGAUCCCAGCGCCAUCCUCAACUUGAUGCAGAGAUUGAAGUCUCUACUGACCACCCAAAGCACUCUUGUCAUUGGACUUCGAGGGCAAUAUGGGAUAACGACAGCUUUCUCUACCUGGAUCCAACAGCUCAAACUAGACUACGACAUUCUCCUGUUGCACACACACAUUUCCACGUGGAAUGCCACAAACUGGCCAGGUACAGCAGGAGCCAGCAUCUUGGAAAGCUCCGGCAGUCAUAACUACAGCAGCAUGAAACAUGUCAUCAGUCAACUAGAACCGAGUUAUUUUGCCUCAAGACCAAAUCUGGUGUACAUGGUAACCGCUAGUAUGGCUGUCACAGUCUUCAACAUCCCAUCUUCACAGACCGUCACUGCGGUCCACGUGUCUACCACGGCUUAUGGAUACGGCAUAAGUGAUUACUCCGAGACUUGUGCGAAGGGCUUGGUCACACCGGUCCAGGUUACACCGGAGACGUUCAUGGUUUCUGGGCACGAUGGCUACCAGAUUAUAUAUGACACGCCACAAACAUUGGAAAUAAAGAUAAACGCAAGUAUAGCAGCGACCCAGACCAAAAACAUCAAGAACAAGCUAGGAAUGGCCUUCUUCGACGUGGACUACGAGGACGUUGACGCGAUCUGCGGUGGUGCAUUUGCGACUCUACAGAGAUCCAUCAAGAGGUUAAUCGCUAUAGGAUAGACUCGGAUGAUGUUGCUGCUUGCUGAUGAACAAGUGUCGUAUAGCGUGAAUUUAUCCAGUGGACCUUAUUAAUAAAUUUUGAAAUUGCCGCUACCGGUACACGAC